Scutellospora calospora is the source of this 570-nucleotide messenger RNA. The record is from the annotation of a GenBank genome assembly. NCBI's taxonomy places the organism in Eukaryota, Fungi, Glomeromycota, Glomeromycetes, Diversisporales, Gigasporaceae.
AUCCAUUCUUUAAAGUUGAAUGGAUUGUUUAUAAUUAUAAAAUAUUUAAUACUAUUAAAAUAUUUCAAUUGAGACAUAAGUUUUUUGACAUACAAGUUAUAAAAAUCAUUUCUGAAAUGAAAAAAAGUUAUAUCAUUAAAAAAUUACUAGAAUUAAUAUUUGAUGUUGCUUUUACUUUACACAACACAAAAGACGAUAAUAAUCGAAUCAAAGCAUUAAAUAUUUUCAAAGAAUUGAAGAAUAAUUAUUGGUUAGGAUAUUAUCACGAUCAGGGAUAUGGCGGUCUCAAAAUCGAUAAAGAAAAAGCUAUGGAAUAUUACAAGAUAUCUGUUCAUCAAGAAGAAGGUUAUCCUGAUGCAAUUAAUAGAUAUGCAUUUUAUCUUUUGAAUACAAGUAAAAGAGAUGAAAAUGAUGAAAAUAAAAAAUUAUUUGAGGUUACUGAAUUAAUCAGAAAAUCUGCAGAAUUGAAAGAUGUUGUAGGAUGUUAUAAUUACGGAGAUAUUUUGUAUAAUGGAAAAUUAGGUAAUGUAGUUGAUAAGGAAAAAAGUCUUUAUUAUUUACAAUAUGCAA